Messenger RNA from Chara braunii, 2297 nucleotides. Lineage: Eukaryota; Viridiplantae; Streptophyta; Charophyceae; Charales; Characeae. The record is from the annotation of a GenBank genome assembly.
CCGCUGCUACAGCAGUCAUGGCCACUUCCGCUAUGGUCACUUCUGCGCAGCAGACUUCCGAGGCCAGCAGUUCAGGUAUCGUCGGGUCAACGGUUCGCGCAGACUGUGAGUCAGUCCACUGGCGUUAUGGCAAGCCCGGCAGCAGUGUUGACUCCAGAGGAUGUCGCCAUCCAGCAGGCAGCCCUGCAAGAGACACAGUUACAACAGGCAUUAGGACAGAUAAAAGCAGAGAAGGAGAAGAUGAUUAGAAGAAGAGCCAAGAUGCAGCGAAGAGAAGCAGACAUAGAGGAGUUAGAGACGAUGGACCUGACGAACAUGGAUGAUGAUGUGAGGGUGGUUAGGAGAGCCCUGCUAGGAGUAAUAGAGAUGCAGGAGCAUCAGACUACCAUCCUUCAGGAUAUCCAACAGAGCGUAGCCAUUCUGGCAGAGCGUGCUCAGGCGGCACCAUCACCAUCCGGGCGUGGGGUAUCCGCAUAUGUAGCCCCGUCAUCGGUUGCGAUGGUUUCCCUGAGCAUGCCGCUGUCAGCAGGGGUAUCAGCAGGGACUAGUUUGCAGGUUCCUGUUCAGACAGUGUUCACCCAAACUCCGUCGCAGGUUGCAGUCACCACGCAGCCUGCUGUAUCACAGCCUGUGCAGCCGCAGGGCACACAGCCCCAGCAGCUGGCACAGCAACCUGUGUCACAGGGUCCACAGCUCGUAGUGAUGCAGGGACCGGGACAGACACAGUGGGUUCCAAAGACGGCCAUCGCCGCUUCCAAACCUUUCACAGGGGAUAAGAGGGGCGAAGACCUCGACACGUGGUUGAGGGCAGUGCCGGUCUACGUCAUGUGUAAACUUACCUUGCCGCACGAAGAAGUGCUUGUGGCUGCUUCCUACCUAGAGGGUAGUGCAACAAGAUGGUUGAGUGGUUUAGUGCAGCUCCAGGGGUGUGGUCAUGACUUCCGCGCUUGGGCGGUCACCCAGAAAUUGGAGGACUUCCUGAAGAUGGUGGAGGACAGGUGGUACGAUCUUCAGGAGGCCCAAAGGGCCACUGAUGCUAUCCUGACACUGCACAUGAGACAGUUCAAACUGUCGAGGAGCAUGUUGCACAUACUUAUUUUUAGUAAGACUGUCGAGGAGCAUGUCGCACAUUUGGACAAAGUCCUCAGUCUCCUGCGACAGCACAAGUUCAAGAUCAACGGUGAGAAGUGUGAGUUUGGCCGCACCCGUGUCUUGUACUUGGGUCAUGAGAUCUCCGCGGAAGGGUUGAAGCCCGAUGACGUGAAGGUGGCCAGCAUUCGUGUUUGGCCAAGUCCUCAGUCUGUGACUGAGAUGAGAUCUUUCUUAGGAAUGACAGGCUACUGUAGGACCUUUGUUAAAAACUAUAGUAUAGUGGCGGCUCCUUUGACUGAUUUGACGCGCCUUGACACCCCAUGGGAGUGGACAGACGAGUGUGAGGCUGCUUUCAAGCAUCUGAAGCAUGCGUUGACGCACUACGAGGUCUUGAAACUUCCUGAUCCUGAUAAGGCAUUUAUAGUCACCACGGAUGCCAGCCAAUAUGGCAUUGGUGUCGUGCUCGCGCAGCAGGAGGGGCCAAAGUUGAGGCCUGUAGAGUACAUGUCCAAGAAAAUGCCGUCUCAGAAGUUGGCUAAGUCCACCUAUGAGAAGGAACUCUAUGCAGUUUACAAGGCUCUGACCCAUUGGAGGCACUAUCUCCUUGGGAGGUUCUUCAUCCUCAGGACUGAUCAUCAGACCCUGAGAUGGAUGAGAACUCAGCCUGUACUCUCUGACGCCCUCAAGCGUUGGAUCGAAGUCAUUGAGCAAUAUGACUUUGACCCUCAGUAUCUGAAAGGGGAGUACAACAAGGUUGCUGAUGCCUUGUCGCGUAGACCUGAUUUCUCAGGUGCGGUGAUUACUGAGUUUAAUCUGACGGACAAUGUUACUCAGUCUUUGGUGGAAGCCUAUCACGAGGAUCAAUUCAUGUCUGAGAUCAUACGCAGACUUCUGCCGAGUUCGAAUUGGGAUGUCCAGUUUACCAACGAGUUGUGGAAGGCCGCUGCAGAGCAGAGAACUCAGUUCCAGAUGCCUUAUGGGAAUCACCCAGAGGCCAAUGGACAGGCAGAGCAACUCAAUCGCGUUGUGCAACACCUGUUGAGGCACUACAUUAACCCCAACCAAGUGCUCUCAUCGCCAGCCUCUCCAACAAUGUUGUACACAACGCCACUAGGGUGAGCCCGAACAGUUUACUACCGACUUUCAAGCCUAGACUACCCCUUGACUUUCUCCUUCCUGAGAAUCAAUCAACUGCUGCACCGAGU